This is a messenger RNA of Lachancea sp. 'fantastica', 798 nucleotides long. Lineage: Eukaryota; Fungi; Ascomycota; Saccharomycetes; Saccharomycetales; Saccharomycetaceae. The record is from the annotation of a GenBank genome assembly.
AUGCUUUUCAAAUCCGUCGUUGCUUCUGCCCUGCUUUCAGGUUGCGUCGUUUCUGCUGAAGACUCAUCUUCCUCGUGGACCACUUUGACUCCUACUAAAACAUUUGCCGGUGCAGCCACCGCAUACUCUACCGGGUUCGGUAUCGCCGUUCAGCCUGUGGCUAAGGCCUCUGGUUCGUCGGAAGCCACUACCACCGGUAAGGCCAAGAGAGACGCUGUUUCUCAAAUCGGUGACGGUCAAAUCCAGGCAUCCACUGCCACUGAGUCAACCUCUACCACCCACGCCGCUUCUCAAAUCACCGACGGCCAGGUUCAGGCGACCUCCAACAAGCCUUCCAGCACCAGCUCCAGCGCUUCUACUUCCUCUGCUGCUGCUGCUUCGCAAGUGUCGGACGGUCAGAUCCAGCAAUCUUCCAGUGUCAACGAAACAACUACUUUGUCUUCCAACUCUGCUGCUGCCACUGCCUCAAGCUCCGCAGAAUCUGACAUCAAAGUCGUUUCUUGCAAAAACAGCGGUACUUUGGAAAUGAACCUACACGACGGUAUCCUAAAGGACGCCAAGGGCAGAGUCGGCUCCAUUGUUGCCAACAGACAAUUCCAAUUUGACGGUCCUCCUCCACAAGCCGGCGCUAUCUACGCUGCUGGCUGGUCUAUCACUCCAGAUGGUAACUUGGCCAUUGGUGACAACGACGUUUUCUACCAAUGUUUGUCGGGUAGCUUCUACAACUUGUACGACGAAUCUAUUGGCAGCCAGUGUGCUGCAGUGCAUUUGGAAAUCGUCAAGCUCGUCGACUGUUAA